UAUGUAUUACACCGACCAGCGGUUCCGAAGAUACUUCCGGAGAGAGGCAAAUGCCUACUCUCACCCGGGAAGAUGGGGGGAAAAAAGGGCGCCACGCUCUACGGUGGCUGGGAAGGACUCCUCUCCUAAAAUCUUCUGCUGGAACGGCCCUCCAGUCACGUGGGCCAAUCACCGGGCUCAGUCUCUUCUGGAAGGCUCCCGGAAGGAGGUUGGUGGCGGCUGUUUGACUGUGGCGGCGGGAGCGGAAUGAGUAAAAGCCGCGUCGAGCUGGCUGCAGCCCCUGGGGUUGUCCUGAGUUACUUGCAGGAACAGAACCGGCCCUACAGCGCCCAGGAUGUGUUCGGGAACCUGCAGCGGGAUCAUGGGCUCGGCAAGGCGGCUGUGGUGAAGGCUCUGGAGCAGCUGGCACAGCAGGGCAAAAUUAAGGAGAAGGUGUACGGCAAGCAGAAAAUCUAUUUUGCAGACCAGGAUGCAUUUGAUACUCUGAGUGACACAGAUCUCAAAGGCCUUGAUGAUGAAAUUCUGUCUCUCACUUCCAAAGUCCAAAGUGUUCAGCAGAGCUGCCGUCAAAUGGAAGUUGAGCUAAAAGAACUGACUAGCUCCCUGACUACACCAGAAAUGUGUAAGGAAAUUGAAGAGUUAAAAAAAGAAUGUGCCAGUUACACAGAGAGGCUGAGUAAAAUCAAAGCAGCUACCAACCAUGUGACUCCAGAAGAAAAAGAAAAGGUGUAUCAGGAGAGGCAGAAGUACCACAGAGAGUGGAGGAAGCGGAAGAGGAUGGCAACUGAACUGUUUGAUGCAAUCCUGGAAGGUUACCCCAAGAGUAAGAAGCAAUUUUUUGAAGAAGUUGGAAUAGAAACAGAUGAAGAUAACAACAUCGCCUUUCCAGAUCCCUGAGGUACCUCUCCAUGUAACAUUGGAGAGGCAG
Molecule: messenger RNA, 928 nt
Organism: Gracilinanus agilis (Agile Gracile Mouse Opossum)
Lineage: Eukaryota; Metazoa; Chordata; Mammalia; Didelphimorphia; Didelphidae
Gene: PSMC3IP
Product: PSMC3 interacting protein
Exons: 8
Coding region: 247-897 (216 amino acids)
Biological process (GO): meiotic joint molecule formation; meiotic strand invasion involved in reciprocal meiotic recombination; homologous chromosome pairing at meiosis
Cellular component (GO): condensed nuclear chromosome; DNA recombinase auxiliary factor complex
Molecular function (GO): recombinase activator activity; double-stranded DNA binding
Source: RefSeq, a predicted model, not a curated record